CUCCGGUUCCUGGUAGGCGCUAGAGACUCGACCCGAGGCCGGGAGGAACUUAUCCAGCGAGCUGUCGCCUCGGGCCUUAUUGUCUGCAGCAACUCUCCAGAAUCCGGAGGGGGAAGACUGCACCGCGCGCCCACUGGGAUUUGUCCAGAGUUCCGGUGGCAGCUGUGACGGCUGCAGAGACUCCCUUUGUCCUCCCAAGACCUCCCUCUCUGUUAUUCUCGGUGGCAGCUGUCGGGUGGCGCUGAGGCUGGGUCGGUCGUCCCAGCUCCUCUCAGCCUUUGACCCCAGGGUGAUUCCCUGGUGACUCCGUCUCUUCGUGUCUCUGUUCGCCAGAGCCAGGAGCCCAGACCACCGAGCUCCAAGCCCAACACACAGUGAAUCAGAGGGAGCUGGCGGGCCCGGCCGCAGGAUGGUAGCGGGUCUGUCCCGGGUGCGCAGCCCUGGGAGCUGGCUGAUCCCUGGCCUGUGGCUGUUGGCUGUGGGCGGUCCGGGGUCGUUGCUGCACGCCCAGGAGCAGCCCUCUUGCAAAAAAGCCUUUGAUCUGUACUUCGUCUUGGACAAGUCUGGGAGUGUGGCAAAUAACUGGAUUGAAAUUUAUAAUUUUGUCCACCAGCUUACAGAAAGAUUUGUGAGCCCUGAAAUGAGAUUGUCCUUCAUUGUGUUUUCUUCUCAAGCAACCAUUAUUUUGCCAUUAACUGGAGACAGAUAUAAAAUUGGUAAAGGACUGGAGGAUUUAAAAGCUGUUAAGCCAGUUGGAGAGACAUAUAUCCAUGAAGGACUAAAGCUUGCAAAUGAACAAAUUAAAAAUGCAGGAGGCUUGAAAACCUCCAGCAUUAUAAUUGCCUUGACAGAUGGGAAGCUGGAUGGCCUGGUACCAUCUUAUGCUGAGAAUGAGGCAAAGAAGUCCAGGACACUUGGCGCUAGUGUUUAUUGUGUCGGAGUCCUUGAUUUUGAACAAGCUCAACUGGAAAAAAUUGCUGAUUCUAAGGACCAAGUUUUCCCUGUCAAAGGUGGAUUUCAAGCUCUUAAAGGGAUCAUCAAUUCUAUAUUAGCCCAAUCAUGUACUGAAAUCCUGGAACUGAGUCCUUCAAGUGUCUGUGUUGGGGAGAAAUUUCAGGUUGUCUUGAGUGGAAGAGCGGUCACAUCCAACAGUCAUGAUGGCAGUGUUCUGUGCACAUUCACUGUGAACAACACAUAUUCAAAGAGUGAAAAGCCAGUACUCAUUCAACACAAUUCCAUACUUUGUCCUGCACCGGUUCUGAACAGAGCUGGAGAAACUAUUGAAGUUUCAAUCAGUUUCAAUGAUGGGAAGUCUGCUGUCUCAAGAUCUUUAACUGUCACAGCUACAGAAUGUUCUAAUGGGAUCGCGGCCAUCAUAGCUAUUUUGGUGUUGUUGCUGCUCUUGGGCAUCGCUUUGAUGUGGUGGUUUUGGCCCCUUUGCUGUAAAGUGGUUAUCAAGGAUCCUCCCCCACCACCUCCUGCACCAAAGGAGGAGGAGGAAGAAGAGCCUUUGCCCAACAAGAAAUGGCCAACUGUGGAUGCGUCCUACUAUGGUGGUCGAGGAGUAGGAGGAAUUAAAAGAAUGGAGGUCCGCUGGGGAGAUAAAGGAUCUACUGAGGAAGGUGCAAGGCUAGAGAAAGCAAAAAAUGCUGUGGUGAUGAUCCCCGAAGAAGAGACACCCAUCCCACCAAGACCUCCUCGACCCAAACCUACACACCAGUCCCCUCAGACAAAAUGGUACACGCCAAUUAAGGGUCGUCUGGAUGCACUCUGGGCCUUGAUCUUGAAGCAGUAUGACCGAGUGUCCUUGAUGAGACCCCAGGAAGGAGAUGAGGGCCGGUGUAUAAACUUCUCCCGAGUUCCCCAUCAAUAAAAUGAGAGCAUAAAGAACGAGAAGAGAUGAAGAGGGCACAUCUUCCUGAAGCCGAUUUCCAACAGAAUGGACAGUCCAGUGCAUUUCAGAAGUUCUUCUCUGUCAGAAAAUGUUUUCUCUGCCUUCUGCUUUCUGUGCACCAAACAUUUUCAUACACUUCCUCUGCCGUCUACAUGAGAGGCAAUGAAACUCAGCCAUAACUCAUGGAUCAUGACACUGAAGAUACAGAGGAAUGCUAAUUUGUAUGCUAUGGUUUACGCAGAGCUCAUUUGAAUGUGUAAAAGAACAAAGCAGACACAGUGACGUUGUGAAGAUGAGACCAAAACAAAGACUGAAAACCCACCAGCGGUUCUGUAAUGGCAAAUGGUGCUUUUGACAUGGAUGUAGGAUGAGUGGGCUUUUAUUUGGCAAGAUCUUUAACUACACGCAGAUCAUGAACUUUCCUUCCAGGCCAAAGAGAUAAGCCUUGUAGCUAUGUCAGAUAGCAAAGGCCUUCGAAGUCCCCUAUUACUUUGUGCCUUACGGGAGAUUUCUGACUAGAAAAUCUUGUCACUGUUACACUGAAAGUGCACACGCAUGACAAAAUGUAGACGAGAUGCCUCAAGGUACUGGAUGCAAGCAGGAUUUUGCCCUUUAGUUUUCCAAGACACCUUUCUUUCAUUAUGCACUCGGGACAAGAGAAUUAAUAGAGCGUUAAUUCAAUGGGAAGACCGCCUCCAACUAAAGACCUGGUGUGCAACUAAAGACCUGGUGUGCAGCGUAAGGACUCAUGAUUUGAGACCUUGUCCCCAGACUGGUAGAUUUCCAUUUUUCAGUGUUUAGGAUUUAGCAGUACAUAUAGCAUUAAUAUCUGUAAGCACACCAAGGUGUUUGUUUGGCUUUUAAUUUAAGGAAGCAGUAACCAUCAAGCUUCUGCUCAGGGUUUAUUUUUUUUUUUUUUUUUCCUUCCUUCAAGUCUCCAAGGGCUCUUCAGCGUCACAAGCCAGCAACUCUCUUUGCAUGAAAAUUUCAAAGUUUAAUUAAUAUAAUUAAAGGCAACAGCAAGCAGCAGCCUGUGAAGACUUUGCUCAUCUUUUUUAUGCCUUUUGACAUUGAAUGACCUAUCACUGUAUGCAUGCUACUUGGAUAUUGAGAAGCACUGCGCCUUGAUUGUGAUUCAGCCCUAGAAAAAGACUUCCUUUCUUCAGUUUAUAAAUUAAAAUCAGGAGGGGCGCCAUCGGGAAGCAUUGACAAUAUACUUACUAUAAAUUUUUAGAAAUAUCACCAUCGUGUCACAUCAACGAUGCCAAAUUAUGUUAGCGUGAGCAGAAACACGGUGGGGGAGGAAGGCGGCGGCAGCUGAAGGAAAUAGCUCAGAUGAUCUAGUCACUUUCGAUACUGUACUUCAGAUGCGAAAUGGAUAUUCGCCUGGAAACCUGACAAAGCGCGCCUGCUUUGAUGGGAACUGGUAUAGACAAUGACCAGUGGCCGGGUCAGUGGGAUGUCUCUCUGUGAGCACAAAGGCUUAUCAAAUGACACUAAAAAUAAGUUCAACAACCAUCACUUUGGAAGGGAGAAGGCGAACAUUUUAUGUUUGGCGGGCAUGUGAGUGCACAAGAUGGAAAGAGCGAUUUGGAGCAUCCUGGUAUAAUUACCCACAUUGUGCUCUCUCUGGAAAUUUCAAAGGGUUGCAGUGAUACUUUUGGUCGGUGUCCAGGUUUGUGGCACUGCUCCAAGAAGUUUUAUGCACACACACAAAUAUACAAGUGCACACACUUCUAGCUUGAAUGUUUUUUGCUCAAGCUUAUUUAUGUCACUGACUGGCUGGAUCCAAAGUCACACCUCCACAUAUUAAUGAAUAAAUUUUUUUUACCUGA
Molecule: messenger RNA, 3729 nt
Organism: Phodopus roborovskii (desert hamster)
Lineage: Eukaryota; Metazoa; Chordata; Mammalia; Rodentia; Cricetidae
Gene: Antxr2
Product: ANTXR cell adhesion molecule 2
Exons: 17
Coding region: 410-1873 (487 amino acids)
Cellular component (GO): membrane
Molecular function (GO): signaling receptor activity
Source: RefSeq, a predicted model, not a curated record